AAGUUAAAAGAUGAAGAAUGUGAAAGGCUUUCUAAAGUGCGAGAUCAACUUGGACAGGAAUUGGAAGAACUUACAGCUAGUCUGUUUGAGGAAGCACACAAAAUGGUUAAAGAAGCAAAUGUCAAACAAGCUGCAGCAGAAAAACAGUUAAAAGAAGCACAAGGAAAGAUUGAUGUUCUCCAGGCUGAAGUAGCAGCACUGAAAACACUAGUACUGUCUACUUCACCAACGUCUCCAACUAAGGAGUUUCAGUCUGGUGGAAAAACUCCUUUUAAGAAAGGCCAUGCAAGAAACAAGAGUACAAGCAGUGCUAUGGGUGGCAGUCAUCAGGACCUUACCAUGAUGCAGCCAAUUGUGAAAGACUGUAAAGAGGCUGACCUGUCUUUGUACAAUGAAUUCAGAUCUUGGAAGGAUGAGCCUACUAUGGACAGAACAUGUCCUUUCUUGGACAAAAUUUAUCGGGAAGAUAUUUUUCCAUGUUUAACCUUCUCAAAAAGUGAGUUGGCCUCAGCUGUUCUGGAAGCUGUUGAAAACAACACUCUGAGCAUUGAACCUGUUGGCUUGCAACCUGUUCGAUUUGUGAAAGCUUCUGCAGUUGAAUGUGGUGGACCAAAGAAAUGUGCUCUCAGUGGACAAAGUAAGUCAUGCAAGCAUAGAAUCAAAUUAGGAGAUUCAAGCAGUUAUUACUACAUCUCUCCGUUCUGUCGUUACAGGAUCACUUCUGUGUGUAACUUCUUUACAUAUAUUCGAUACAUCCAGCAAGGACUGUUGAAGCAGCAAGAUGUGGAUCAGAUGUUCUGGGAAGUUAUGCAGCUGAGACGAGAGAUGUCACUAGCAAAACUUGGCUAUUACAAGGAAGAGCUCUAAAUCUUUUUACUCUUGCGCGUGCAUGAACUUCAUUGAAUAUGCAUAACUAAAAUUGCUGAAUCUUUUUUUGUCACUUGAUAUUUAUUUCCACAAAGUGGGUCCAAGAUCUCUCUCCUUUUGCAAAUGGCACUAAGAAGUACUGUGAUUGUUUUAAACUGACCUAUGCUGUAUAUGCCUACAUAUAAUAUUUAGUUGAACAAAUGUGGUAAACACUUGCAGGUGUAUUAGUGACUGUAAUUUACAUUUAGAAACAAAACUUCUGAUUAAAGUGUUAAUCUGAAACA
Acanthisitta chloris (rifleman) is the source of this 1151-nucleotide messenger RNA. RefSeq names its product RAB3A interacting protein (gene RAB3IP). The coding region runs from base 103 to 867 and encodes 254 amino acids. Gene Ontology annotation, molecular function: guanyl-nucleotide exchange factor activity. Lineage: Eukaryota; Metazoa; Chordata; Aves; Passeriformes; Acanthisittidae. Gene Ontology annotation, biological process: exocytosis. The transcript has 8 exons. The record is from RefSeq and is a predicted model, not a curated record. Gene Ontology annotation, cellular component: Golgi to plasma membrane transport vesicle.